This is a messenger RNA of Prunus armeniaca (apricot), 336 nucleotides long. The record is from the annotation of a GenBank genome assembly. NCBI's taxonomy places the organism in Eukaryota, Viridiplantae, Streptophyta, Magnoliopsida, Rosales, Rosaceae.
AUGGCUCCAAAACAGCCAAACACUGGGAUUUUUGUGGGAUUGAAUAAAGGCCACAUAGUGACCAGGAAGGAAUUAGCUCCACGCCCUUCUGAUCGCAAAGGGAAAACUAGUAAAAGGGUACACUUUGUUAGGAAUUUGAUCCGGGAAGUUGCUGGUUUUGCACCAUAUGAAAAGAGAAUCACUGAGCUUCUCAAGGUAGGCAAGGACAAACGUGCACUGAAAGUUGCUAAGAGAAAGUUGGGAACCCACAAGAGGGCAAAGAAGAAGCGUGAGGAGAUGUCCAAUGUCCUCCGUAAGAUCAGGGCUGGUGGUGGAGCUUCGGAAAAGAAGAAAUGA